Molecule: messenger RNA, 687 nt
Organism: Nicotiana attenuata
Lineage: Eukaryota; Viridiplantae; Streptophyta; Magnoliopsida; Solanales; Solanaceae
Exons: 1
Coding region: 1-687 (228 amino acids)
Source: RefSeq, a predicted model, not a curated record
AUGGGAGACCAAGUCGAGCUCCCUUCAGCAUCUGUCACAGUAACCAGCUCUCCUCAUAUGGCAACAGCUGCAUCUGCACUUCUUGACUCCUCAUAUCCUUUUUACCUCCACCCUUCUGAUUCACCUGGAAUGCUUUUUGUUAACUCUCCUUUUGAUGGAAGAGGAUAUGGGGGUUGGAGAAGGGGAAUGCUCAUAGCUUUGUCUGCUAAGAACAAAGUAGGACUCAUUGAUGGAACGUUUCUUCAGCCCAAAAUCUCUUCUGAUGAAUUCAAGUCUUGGACCCGUUGUAAUGACAUGGUCAUUUCUUGGCUAUUAAACACUCUUUCCAAAGCAAUAGCAGAGAGUGUUCUAUACACCAAGAGCGCUAAGGAAAUCUGGGAUGAGCUUGAAGAAAGGUUUGGUCAGAGUAGUGGACUACAAAUUUAUCACCUACAAAAGGAGAUGAGUGAGUCAACACAAGGAAAUUGGGAUAUAGCAGGAUACUAUACUAAGCUGAAAAGGUUGUGGGAUGAAUUGGACAGUCUGGAUAUAUGCCAACACUGUACCUGUGGCUGCAGUUGUGGUGGUAAACUCAAAAACAACAAAUCUCAACAGGAUAACAGACCCAUUCAGUUCCUUAUGGGACUGAAUGACACUUAUGCAGCAGCCAGAAGCAAUCUACUUAUGCUAUCUCCUUUGCUUCACUGA